AUGGCGCCCGUACAACCCUCCCAAGAGGAGCUCGAUCGUCGAAAGGCAAGCAUCAACUCAGAAACAGUAACAAAUGUAACCUCCACCGACUUCCCUGGUCACUGGCCGGGCGAAGACAACUCCUGGUCGCUCUCAUCCUUUCGCAACACCUUCAACAUAAACAUCCACCGCAAUGAACCACUCGAAUCCUCCUUCUCCCUCGUCGGAAUUGACGCCUCAGUCGCUAACGCUUUCCGGCGCAUCAUGAUCGCGGAAAUCCCCUCCGUAGCCGUCGAAGCUGUCUACGUGCACAACAACACCUCUGUGAUCCAAGACGAGGUCCUGUGCCAGCGCCUAGGACUAGUUCCGUUUAGGGGGGGCAAAGAGGGGAUUCAGGAGUUUUUGAAAUGGCAUCCGAGGAAGAAAGAUGAUGGUAUGAAUACUGUCAUAGAAGAGGAAGAAGAAGAGAAUACGAAGUUCGAUUACAACACUAUCAUCCUCUCUCUCAAAAUCGCUUGUACUCGGAACAAAGAAGCAGAAAAAGGCGAAAGGGAUCCGUUGAAAGCAUACCACAAUGCUCACGUCUACGCGCGGGAUAUACAAUUCAAGCCAUUUGGACGACAAGAACAAUACUUUUCGGGAGAAGAUGCCAUUAGGCCUACGAAUCCCGAUAUCUUGGUAGCGAAGCUGAGGCCGGGACAGUGCAUUGAUGUUGAUAUGCAUGCGUUCAAGGGUGUGGGAAGUGAUCAUGCGAAGUUCUCACCUGUUGCUACGGCCUCUUAUCGACUUUUGCCAACCAUCACGAUUUUGAAACCGAUUCUAGGGCAGGAUGCCGAGAAGUUCGCUAGGUGCUUUCCGCAAGGGGUUAUUGGGUUUGAGAAAGUGGGCAAGAAGGAGGCGCAGAGGAAAGGGAGUGGGUAUGAGGGACACGAGGGGGAGAAUAAGGCUGUAGUGGUGGAUCCCAUGAAGGAUACGGUUAGCAGGGAGUGUCUUCGGCAUGAGGAGUUUGAGGGUAAGGUGAAGCUUGGGCGCGUGAGAGAUCAUUUUAUUUUCUCCGUGGAGAGUGUAGGGCAGUGGGAGAGUGAUGCUUUGUUUUUGGAGUCGGUGAAGGUGCUUAAGAUGAAGUGCGAGGCGCUGAAGCAGAAUCUGCAGACUAUGAAUAGAUAG
Lachnellula hyalina is the source of this 1146-nucleotide messenger RNA. It is a transcript of the gene rpc40, whose product is annotated as DNA-directed RNA polymerases I and III subunit. The record is from RefSeq and is a predicted model, not a curated record. The coding region runs from base 1 to 1146 and encodes 381 amino acids. Lineage: Eukaryota; Fungi; Ascomycota; Leotiomycetes; Helotiales; Lachnaceae. The transcript is spliced from 2 exons. Gene Ontology annotation, biological process: DNA-templated transcription. Gene Ontology annotation, molecular function: protein dimerization activity. Gene Ontology annotation, cellular component: RNA polymerase III complex; RNA polymerase I complex.